Molecule: messenger RNA, 1732 nt
Organism: Xenopus laevis (African clawed frog)
Lineage: Eukaryota; Metazoa; Chordata; Amphibia; Anura; Pipidae
Gene: fam47e.S
Product: protein FAM47E
Exons: 1
Coding region: 60-1406 (448 amino acids)
Source: RefSeq, a predicted model, not a curated record
UUUCCUAGGAUAGGAACUAGCCGCUACCAAUCCCACUGUGGCAGGAUCAUUUUUGUGCAAUGUCAGCUUUGGCUUGGAGUGAUUCACCGUCUCGUCACCCCAGGUACAAAGAAAGAUUGCAUAAAAAGUUCCUUAAAGAAUCCAGCCCAAAGUUAAACUUCUCUGGAGCCUUCAAUAGCCGCCAUUGGAAAUUUUUACCCAAGGGCCUGGAUGAUUUCCGAGAUGGCUACCCCCCAUCCUCUGACACUAACCAUAGUCCAUUAUCUAAUUGUACAGGACCAGCUCCCAUUUUGAAUAACAGACUUAAUGAUCCUGGAUCAACAGAGAAAAAGCCAAAGCAAAGGUUUACCAAGGAACAAACUUGUUUCUCUAAGCUCCUCCCAUUACAGCAAGCUCGUAGGGAGCACAUUGCAGAGAUAGUGUAUGGUCUUACACAGCAUCCACUGGCUCUUUACCCUCAUCUAGAAGAAGGACUUCCUCCUGAAUUAUUUGAGGAAGUAGUGGAAAUCAUUGACCCGGACAUGACAAUAAGAAUUUCUGCUGGGACCUAUGAACAUGUAUUAGAGGAGCAAGAAGACGAGGGUGACACCUCACGCCAUGAGCAACAGGAAACCCAGAGUGCAAAGUCAAGGGAUCUAAGCACCAGAACCUCAGUGAUGAGUGAACAGUCCAGAUCAAAAAACCCCUACAUUUGGAUUUCGAAGGGUGAAGAGGAAUGUGUGAAGGAAGACAAAAAGGCCAAGAUAAAAAGGAAUUUGACUCCUGGACUAGAUGAGAAUGUCAAAAGUGUUGCUAAGGAGUUCUGUAAUUGGGUGGUUUCUUUGGGUGGGGAAACAUGUAAUAUCAAUGAAUCAACCAUCUUCGGUCUUUUUGCUAGCGGGUAUGAUACUAAACCUGCAUUCAGCAUCCCUAACCAUGUGGUAGAGCUUAAUAAUGUGCCACCAGAACUGAGAAUGUCAGCUGGAGCCACACCUACACAAAGCGCUUUGGGUGCUCAACGCAGAAAUCAGAGAAAACCAUAUCAGGAACCUAUAUACCAGCCGAGCUGGGUGAAAACAAAGUAUGGUGCUUGGUACCUGGACCCAAAAACAUGGAAGAAGCAGACAAUCAAUGAAUCUUUAAAAGAUCCAAAAGAUGAAGCUAUAAACAAGAAUGUAGAUUCAAAAGCCAGUCUUAGUCCAAAGGAUGAAGAAUUGCUACAACUUUAUGGAACAGGAGCUUUUAAAGAAUUUCUGAAAAAACGAGGCUACAGAAACCCAGAGUUUGUCAACAAAUUAUUUCCUGAGGAGGAACCUGCCGGUCCAGCAAGUGUCUUUUCCAGGGAAUCCAGAGCAGCGUCUACUUCAAGAAGUACCUGGAUUCGAUCUACAUCAGCCUCCACCCAUGAAGAAAGUCUUAUAAACUAGCUUGCUUAUUGAUACUCCAACUUAUAGGGUUUUCAAAUCUUGCUAUGUUCUAAUACAUGAAAAAAGCUGUUUCUAACUAUAGGUAUCCAUAUUUUUUUUCAUUUGAAUCUGUAUACCUGAACUCAUCAGUGAGAAUGGAGUGAGAGUUUUCUGUUUUUUCUUUCUCCCCUUGUUAGUGUGAAAUAUAAGGGGCACCAUUGGGUAUGAAUGAUUGCCUAUUCAUUUUCUUCCUUAAGAGAACAGUACAUAUUUAGGCAGUCCAUUGAGAUUACAUGAUAAAGUUUCCAAAAAUAUUAUGCCUAGUAAACUUCUAUUAUAAAUCCAAA